This is a messenger RNA of Vitis riparia (riverbank grape), 1739 nucleotides long. RefSeq names its product UDP-N-acetylglucosamine diphosphorylase 1-like. Gene Ontology annotation, biological process: UDP-N-acetylglucosamine biosynthetic process. Bases 54 to 1511 code for a protein of 485 amino acids. The transcript has 15 exons. Lineage: Eukaryota; Viridiplantae; Streptophyta; Magnoliopsida; Vitales; Vitaceae. The record is from RefSeq and is a predicted model, not a curated record. Gene Ontology annotation, molecular function: UDP-N-acetylglucosamine diphosphorylase activity.
AGCAGAGCUCCUGGGUGAGAUCUAUCUGAGAAAGAGAGAAAUCUAGAGAGAGAAUGAGAGAACUGACGGCCGACGGUAACGCGGCGGCUCCUCCGCAAGCUCUUCUGGAGAGGCUCAAGGAUUACGGCCAGGAGUAUACUUUUGCCCUUUGGGACGAGCUUUCGGCAGAGGAGCGAGACCUUCUCGUCAAGGACAUCGAGAGUUUAGAUCUUUCAAGGAUAGAUCGGAUCAUUCGGUGUUCACUUCGAUCUCAAGGGCUUCCGACGGCAGCAAUUGAGCCGGUUCCAGAGAGUAGUGUGUCCACUGUAGAGGAGAGAACACUUGAAGAAAGAGAGAGAUGGUGGAAGAUGGGUUUGAAAGCCAUCUCCGAAGGGAAGUUGGCGGUGGUUCUCCUAUCUGGUGGGCAGGGAACUCGGCUUGGAAGUUCAGAUCCAAAGGGAUGUUUUAAUAUUGGACUUCCAUCAGGAAAGUCACUCUUUCAACUUCAAGCUGAACGAAUUUUGUGUGUUCAAAGACUUGCUGCUCAAUCUACAAAUGAGGGUUCAGGUGGUUUUGUGCCAAUUCAUUGGUACAUUAUGACGAGUCCAUUUACUGAUGAUGUCACCCGCAAAUUUUUUGAAAGCCAUAAAUACUUUGGCCUUGAAGCAGAUCAAAUCACCUUCUUCCAGCAAGGAACCAUACCUUGUAUUUCAAAGGAUGGCAGAUUCAUCAUGGAGACUCCCUACAAAGUAGCUAAGGCUCCAGAUGGAAAUGGAGGAGUAUAUUCAGCUUUAAAAUCUUCAAGAUUACUUGAAGAUAUGGCCACAAGAGGAGUCAAGUACUUAGAUUGCUAUGGAGUUGACAAUGCACUGGUCCGUGUGGCUGAUCCAACUUUCUUGGGUUAUUUUAUUGAUAAAGGUGUAGCUUCAGCAGCAAAAGUUGUCCGUAAGGCAUACCCCCAAGAAAAGGUCGGUGUGUUUGUAAGGCGAGGUAAAGGUGGACCUCUUUCCGUCGUUGAGUACAGUGAGUUGGAUCCAACACUGGCUAGUGCAAUCAAUCAGGAAACUGGACGGCUUCGCUAUUGUUGGAGUAAUGUGUGCUUACAUAUGUUUACUCUGGAUUUUCUGAACCAAGUGGCAAAUGGCCUUGAGAAAGACAGCAUUUACCAUCUUGCAGAGAAGAAAAUCGCUUCAACCCACGGAUACACAAUGGGAUUAAAACUAGAGCAGUUUAUAUUUGAUGCAUUUCCAUAUGCCCCUUCAACUGCACUUUAUGAGGUAUUGCGUGAAGAAGAGUUUGCACCAGUAAAGAAUGCCAAUGGGUCAAACUUUGACACUCCCGAUAGUGCUAAGCUGCUUGUUCUCAGACUCCAUACUCGUUGGGUGGUGGCUGCAGGCGGCUUCUUGACGCAUUCAGUGCCCUUAUAUGCAACUGGUGUGGAGAUAUCACCACUCUGCUCCUAUUCUGGGGAAAACCUAGAAGCCAUCUGCCGUGGAAGAACAUUUCACGCUCCUUGUGAAAUCUCAUUCUAGAGGUAGCUCUUCUCCUGUUGUGUUGAUUUUAUAUGUGGGGUUGGUUACAUUUUUGAACUGAAGCUGGGAAUGGAUGAGAGCCAUCCGUCUCUAGCUUAGUGGGUGGUAAAGUGCUUCUUUUUCAUGGAUUCAAAAGGUUUUGGAAUAAUGUUGAGCAUGAUGGUGGAUUGGUGUAGUUGUAGCCAAUUUAUAUAUAUCGUCCAGUUUCACUUCUCUUUUAUAUUCAAA